CAUUAGUCAUUCCUACCCCCAACUCGCCACCAAUUGCUUCACUCGGCAGCUGAAGCUGUCACGCUCGACUCCCCCCCAACUGUCACAUCUUGCUUCUGCAUCACAGAAAAUCGACCGAGUAUUUUACUUGUUGACGCGGGGCUUUCCAUGUCUUGCCGUCCUGAUUUGUUCGCAUCUUGAUCACCUGCGACCCCAAACCUGAGCUGACAUGAGCCUGCGAUCAAUCCUUGGCGACUCGAACCGUGUCAAGAAGAAACAAGGCCCGUCCUCAUCCAGGCCAUCAACCAUCAGCACCUCGUCAUCCUCACCAUGGCCAACAAAUCUGCAACGCAGAAAGCCCUCCUCGUCGGGGAAUUUGUCUGAGAAGCAACCAACGCCAAGCCGCCACUACGACCAUGACCAAGACGAUGACCAGGACAUCCUCAACCACCCGCUCGACGACCACGGCCUCGUCGCAGCCCUGACCACUGACAUGCGCCUGCGCGACGUCCCGCAGGCAGUGCGUCACGCGCGGGAGAACAUGUUUGCGCCACUCCCCACGCGCGGCACCUCGUCGGCGCUGCGCAUGACCCUCGCCUCCAGGAGGGAGUGCAUCCCACCUGUGGUCUCGGCCGCGCACGUCCAGGCGCUACUGACCGCCACGCCGACCGCCGUCGAGCGCGAGACGGUCGAGCUCGUCCGCGCCGGCGUCCUCAGGAGGGUCGACGUACCCACCAGGGGCGUUGCGGGCGAGGUCCUGGUCCUGGCGGCUGACUACGAGGCGCUGGUGGGGCGGGCGCAGGGGUUGGAUGACGGCACGCGAGAGGCCUACGCCGCGAUGCUGAGGGAUCGGCCCGGCGCUGCGACGGUCGUGGCUGGACCAGACUCUGGGCUCGGUGUGGCGCAGGUUGAGAAGCUGUUCCGCGCAGGGUUUCUCACUAGCGCGGUGCAGGGCCGCGCGGCCGCGGACGGCAUCUUCUCGCGGCCAGAGGACAGGACCACGCUGCUGUCGCUAGCUACGGUGGCGAGGGCGCCGUCCGGGACGGUAUGGGCGGUGGGCGGACAGGGUGGGGCACGUGAACACGCUACCGGCAGGGGAGGGGCUGGUUCUCCAUGGCCGGCCGGCGGAGGGACGGGGACGACAGAAUAUCGGAUCGCCGUGCCCGGGGCCGGAGCGUUCCUCAAGCUGGUGACGGCGGCGUUGGAGCACUUCAAAACGCUACUAGCGCGGCUACCGCAUCGCGAGGCGCCCGAGUACCUGCUCAAGGAGAAGUGGGAGGGCGGGACGGCAAAGGGUAGCGGGGUGCAGGAGGCGGCGCGGCUGGCGCGCGGCGAAAAGGUCGGCACGCUGCCCGGGCGCACGAGGCGGUGGCGGGAUUUCAUGGGCUUGCAGUUCGAGUGGAUUCUCGCCGAGGCGGUCGGAGCUGGGAUGGUGGAGGUUUUUGAGACGGGCAGCGUGGGACGAGGGGUGAGGUUGUUGGUGAGUUAGGAUGGGGUUGUGACAGGGGAGAUGUACGAUAAUCAGAAUUAUGAUGACUAUGGAGAUGACUGUGGAGUUUGUCACGGCAGCAAUGAGUCCCUCGACAAUUCACAUGCUAUCUUGUAAUUCUGUUGUUAUCUCAAGAGGUUUGAUCGCCUCGAGAGCAUUGUGAUAGAGACCAAUGUUCAUAUGCAAGACACCGAUCAAUAUUCUCGUUUCAAGCAUAUUCUCUCUGCAUAUUUGGCGUCGGUGUCCACUACCGAAAACGGCAACUUACAUAGAACCCCAUGAGACUGCAGCUUAAUAGAUCAAGCUAUUUUAAAACG
Molecule: messenger RNA, 1785 nt
Organism: Pyricularia oryzae 70-15
Lineage: Eukaryota; Fungi; Ascomycota; Sordariomycetes; Magnaporthales; Pyriculariaceae
Exons: 1
Coding region: 209-1468 (419 amino acids)
Biological process (GO): protein phosphorylation; positive regulation of Ras protein signal transduction
Molecular function (GO): protein serine/threonine kinase activity
Source: RefSeq, a predicted model, not a curated record